AAACACAUUUCCGACUGAAGAGUUAGAAGUGCACCUUGUGUGACAGUCACUGUCAGCAUGUCUGCUGUCUGGGUAAAGCUCAUAACCAUCCUUUGUCUCUCCUGCACAGCCCUGAGUGACCCAGAGAGCAAUGGAGUCGUAUGGAGAGAUACUGGAGGAGCUGUCACUAUCCAGUGCAGAUUACCUAAGUCCCAAUCGAACCAAGAGGUCCUGAUUUUGAAGAAAGGGCUCAGUCAGAAAAAUGAGGUUUUGCACAUAGAUGGUGACUCAGGCAAAAAUAUCACUGCCACAAAAUUCCAGGGUAGACUUCAGUUAAAUGGAGUAUUCCCCAACAUGGACAUUCUCAUCAAAAACUUGACCUCUGACGACACGGGACCAUACUGGUGCAAAUACAAAAGGUUUGACCAGGGGACUGCUGCACUCGUAACCACAGAAGGCAAUGGAUCCGUGCUGCUGGUGGUGACAGAUGAGCGACAUCAAGUUAAUACAGACACAUCGCAGCAGUGUGAGCCGUCAAAAAAGAAUAUGGUUCUGGUGGCUGUUGUGAUCUCUACAGCUGUGCUGCUUGGCAUCAUGAUCUUCCUUCUCACAUGGACCAUCCUCAAGGUCAAGACUCGGUGCAACUCAGUGAAACCGAGGCACGUCGCCACCAAUGAUGUUUAUGAGGACAUGCGUGGAACACUGAGACGAUGAAGACGUCAGCCUGCAAGCGAGCAACCUGAAACUCCAUCUCUGCACCCCUGUGGUGCAGGCGAUUCAAGUGAAGCUAUGUAGCAACUCACCACGUCCUCCUCCCACAUACUCAGAGACUCAAGACGUCUCUUCAAGGCCUUGCACAUGAUUGACUGUGUGUCAGUGAAAGACAGUUAAGACAAUAGGGUCCAUGAAUUUCUAUAAGUAAUGACAUUGGAACACCUACAUUGCCAUUCAACGGUUUCGGCAGGAUGUAUGAAAAUACAGAACUGCAUUUGAAAAUAGUCAUAGUUUGUUUCUGUGGCAAAAAAAGAACUGACAUGUGAUCGUGAUAUCAAUUUUUUUAUGUAAAUAUGUUUUCUUUAAUGUUAUUUCUUACAGUUUUAUAUAAAGUUAAUACACUUUUUGAAGAUUUUUUUUUAUAUUACUAAAGGCAGUGUUCAUUUGAAUGCAAUAAAAGAUACUGAGUUUUAAUAAAGACUGCAAUUUGAUGUCUACA
Messenger RNA from Micropterus dolomieu (smallmouth bass), 1192 nucleotides. RefSeq lists its product as uncharacterized. The transcript has 4 exons. NCBI's taxonomy places the organism in Eukaryota, Metazoa, Chordata, Actinopteri, Centrarchiformes, Centrarchidae. The coding region runs from base 58 to 693 and encodes 211 amino acids. Gene Ontology annotation, cellular component: membrane. Gene Ontology annotation, biological process: adaptive immune response. Gene Ontology annotation, molecular function: signaling receptor activity. The record is from RefSeq and is a predicted model, not a curated record.